UCAAAGCCACUGGAUCCCCACUGCUCACUCCGCCGGAGGCGACCCGACCGCUCGUCCAAUACGGCGAUGGCGCCAUUGCCGUAUCUCCUCCUCAUCCUCGUGCUCUUCCGGCCAGCGGCUUCGCCCGGCGCCGCCUCCGUGCCGCCGCCCUCGCACCCUCCCCCUCCUCCGCUGCUGCCUCAGAAGCUGCAGGUUUGGCCCAAGCCGACGUCAAUCUCGUGGCAGUCCCCGGUGUACGCGCCGCUCUCGCCGUCGUUCAGCAUCCGCGCCGUGCCGUCGCACCCGUCGCUCCGCCACGCCAUAGCCUUCUACACCAGCCUCAUCCGCGCCGAGCGCCAUGUGCCGCUGGUGCCCCCAGCCAACUACACCCUGGCCCGCGCCCCCAUCCGCCUCCUCGCGCUCUCCGUCUCCGACCCCGAAGUCCCGCUCGGCCCCGGCGUCGACGAGUCCUACACGCUCUCCGUGCUCCCGGACUCCGGAUCGGCUGAUAUCUCCGCCGCCACUUCCUGGGGCGCCAUCCGUGGCCUCGAGACAUUCUCCCAGCUCGCCUGGGCGGGCGGCGGCGCCGCCACCGGAGGCCAGCCGAUCGUCCCCAGCGGCAUCGAGAUCUCUGACCGCCCCCACUUCACCCACCGCGGCAUCCUCCUCGACACCGCCCGGAAUUACUACCCGGUCCGCGACAUCCUCCACACCCUCCGCGCCAUGGCCUUCAACAAGCUCAACGUCUUCCACUGGCACAUCACCGACGCCCAAUCCUUCCCCAUCGUUCUCCCCACGGUCCCCAACCUCGCCAACCUCGGCUCCUAUUCCCCCACCAUGCGCUACACCGACAACGACGUCCGCCGCGUCGUCAGCUUCGCUGCGUCCUUCGGCAUCCGCGUCAUCCCCGAGAUCGACAUGCCCGGGCACACGGGUUCGUGGGCGGGAGCGUACCCGGAGAUCGUCACCUGCGCGAACAAGUUCUGGGCGCCGAGGGCGAAGCCGGCGCUGGCGGCGGAGCCCGGCACGGGGCAGCUGAACCCGCUCAACCCCAAGACGUACCGCAUCGCGCAGGACGUGCUGCGCGACCUGGUGGCCUUGUUCCCGGACCCAUACCUCCACGGCGGCGCCGAUGAGGUGAACACGGCGUGCUGGGAGGACGACCCGGUGGUGCGCCGGUUCCUCGGGGAAGGCGGCACGCACGACCAUCUCCUGGAGUUGUUCAUCAACGCGACGCGGCCGUUCCUGGUGCAGGAGUUGAACCGCACGGUGGUCUACUGGGAGGACGUCCUCCUCGGGCCCAAGGUGACCGUCGGGCCGACGAUUCUGCCGAAGGAGACCACCAUACUGCAGACGUGGAACAACGGGCCGGAGAACACGAAGCGCGUCGUCGCCGCGGGGUACCGCGCCAUCGUGUCGUCGGCGUCGUACUACUACCUGGACUGCGGGCACGGCGGGUGGGUGGGCAACGACAGCCGGUACGACAAGCAGGAGAAGGAGCGCGAGGGCACGCCGCUGUUCAACGACCCCGGGGGCACGGGAGGGUCCUGGUGCGCGCCCUUCAAGACGUGGCAGCGCGUCUACGACUACGACAUCCUGCACGGGCUGACCGACGUCGAGGCCCAGCUGGUGCUGGGCGGGGAGGUGGCGCUGUGGUCGGAGCAGUCGGACGAGACGGUGCUGGACGGCAGGCUGUGGCCGAGGGCCGCCGCCGCCGCGGAGACGCUCUGGUCCGGCAACAAGGGCUCCAACGGCAAGAAGCGGUACGCCAAUGCCACCGAGCGCCUCAACGACUGGAGGCACCGCAUGGUGGAACGCGGCAUCCGCGCCGAGCCCAUCCAGCCGCUCUGUGAUACCUCUCCUGGGCUUGCAAGAGAUGCAUUCAACACGUUCUUCAGCGAGACAGGUUCAGGCAAGCACGUCCCAAGGGCGCUGUUCGUCGACCUGGAGCCCACGGUGAUUGACGAGGUGAAGACGGGGCCAUACCGCCAGCUAUUCCACCCAGAGCAGCUCAUCUCCUACAAGGAAGACGCUGCUAACAACUUUGCUCGUGGACACUACACAGUUGGAAGAGAAGUGGUAGAUCUUUGCCUUGAUCGGCUAAGAAAAUUGGCAGACAACUGCUCUGGUCUCCAAGGUUUUCUGGUUUUCAAUGCUGUUGGUGGAGGAACUGGCUCUGGACUUGGUUCAUUACUCUUGGAGCGCCUAUCAGUAGAUUACGGUAGGAAGUCGAAGCUCGGGUUCACAAUAUAUCCUUCGCCACAGAUCUCUACGGCCGUCGUAGAGCCUUACAACAGCGUGCUCUCUACCCAUUCCCUGAUCGAGCACACCGACGUCGUCGUCCUCCUGGACAACGAGGCCAUCUACGACAUCUCCAAGAGGUCGCUGGGCAUCGAGCGCCCCUCGUACACCAACCUGAACCGGCUCAUCUCGCAGGUGAUAUCGUCGCUGACCACGUCGCUGCGGUUCGACGGCGCGAUCAACGUCGACAUCACCGAGUUCCAGACCAACCUGGUGCCGUACCCGAGGAUACACUUCAUGCUGUCCUCCUACGCGCCCAUCAUCUCCGCCGAGAAGGCGUUCCACGAGCAGCACUCCGUCCCGGAGAUCACCAACUCCGUGUUCGAGCCCGGCAGCGUCAUGGCCAGGUGCGACCCGAGGCACGGCAAGUACAUGGCCUGCUGCCUGAUGUACCGUGGCGACGUCGUGCCCAAGGACGUCAACGCCGCCGUGCACUCGAUCAAGACCAGGAGGACGGUGCAGUUCGUCGACUGGUGUCCGACUGGGUUCAAGUGCGGGAUAAACUACCAGCCGCCGACGGUGGUGCCGGGAGGGGACCUGGCGAAGGUGCGGCGGGCGGUGUGCAUGAUCAGCAACAACACGGCGGUGGCGGAGGUGUUCUCGCGGAUCGACCGCAAGUUCGACCUCAUGUACGCCAAGCGCGCGUUCGUGCACUGGUACGUCGGCGAAGGGAUGGAGGAAGGGGAGUUCUCCGAGGCCCGGGAGGACCUCGCCGCGCUGGAGAAGGACUACGAGGAGGUCGGUGCCGACGUCGAGGACGACGACGAGGAGCAGGGCGAGUACUGAUCGAGCGCGCUGGGUGAAUCUAGCGCGGGAAAUAAGGUUACUUGAUUGGAGUGGUCUCUCGGUCUAUGUUGGAUUUCGUGGGCGAGGUUUGGGUCUGUACUUUGUACCACCACACAAAAUAAAACAAUUCGUAAAUCAAGAUGUGAA
Oryza brachyantha (malo sina) is the source of this 3213-nucleotide messenger RNA. Its product is annotated as beta-hexosaminidase 2. Gene Ontology annotation, biological process: mitotic cell cycle; carbohydrate metabolic process; microtubule cytoskeleton organization. Bases 67 to 3066 code for a protein of 999 amino acids. NCBI's taxonomy places the organism in Eukaryota, Viridiplantae, Streptophyta, Magnoliopsida, Poales, Poaceae. The record is from RefSeq and is a predicted model, not a curated record. Gene Ontology annotation, cellular component: microtubule; cytoplasm. The transcript is spliced from 6 exons. Gene Ontology annotation, molecular function: structural constituent of cytoskeleton; GTP binding; hydrolase activity, hydrolyzing O-glycosyl compounds.